Messenger RNA from Spea bombifrons (plains spadefoot toad), 3188 nucleotides. RefSeq names its product paired box 3 (gene PAX3). Bases 216 to 1673 code for a protein of 485 amino acids. NCBI's taxonomy places the organism in Eukaryota, Metazoa, Chordata, Amphibia, Anura, Pelobatidae. The transcript has 9 exons. The record is from RefSeq and is a predicted model, not a curated record. Gene Ontology annotation, molecular function: DNA-binding transcription factor activity, RNA polymerase II-specific; RNA polymerase II cis-regulatory region sequence-specific DNA binding. Gene Ontology annotation, biological process: anatomical structure development; regulation of transcription by RNA polymerase II.
AACAACAAGCUGCUGUCUCACCUCGGACCCGAGCUGCAGUCUGGGCACCUCCUCACCCCAACUUCUUCUUCACACCCCAGGAGUCUGAGCAGGAGGGGCAGAAAGCUGUUACCCACACAGGGGCAGGGCACUCACUGGACUUGCCCUUACCAUAAGGCUGGCAACUGUCUUUGCAAAGGGCUACCUGGAUCUAACAUUGGGAGAUUUUACCCAAAAUGACAAGCCUGGCUGGAGCUGUACCAAGAAUGAUGAGACCAGCUCCUGGACAGAAUUACCCACGGAGUGGAUUUCCCCUGGAAGUGUCCACUCCUUUAGGCCAAGGCAGGGUGAAUCAGCUCGGCGGGGUGUUCAUCAAUGGCCGGCCGCUACCUAAUCACAUUAGGCAUAAGAUAGUAGAGAUGGCCCAUCACGGCAUCAGACCCUGCGUGAUCUCUCGCCAGCUCAGGGUGUCCCACGGGUGCGUGUCCAAGAUCCUGUGCAGGUACCAGGAGACCGGCUCCAUCAGGCCCGGGGCCAUCGGGGGCAGCAAGCCCAAGCAGGUGACCACUCCAGAUGUGGAAAAAAAGAUUGAAGAGUAUAAAAGAGACAACCCUGGUAUGUUCAGUUGGGAAAUUCGAGAUAAAUUACUUAAGGACGGAGUAUGUGAUCGAAAUACUGUUCCUUCAGUGAGCUCCAUUAGUCGUAUCUUGAGAACCAAGUUUGGAAAAGGGGGAGAGGAGGAUGUAGAAAUGGAAAGAAAGGAACAGGAAGAACACGAAAAGAGGGCGAAACACAGCAUUGACGGGAUCCUCAGAGAGAGAGCUCCAUCAUCUCCUCAGUCAGAGGAUGGCUCAGAUAUUGACUCCGAGCCAGAUCUUCCAUUGAAGAGGAAGCAGAGAAGAAGCAGGACCACAUUCACUGCUGAACAACUAGAGGAGCUGGAGAGAGCCUUUGAGAGGACUCACUACCCAGAUAUUUAUACAAGAGAAGAAUUGGCUCAGAGAGCUAAGCUGACCGAAGCAAGAGUGCAGGUAUGGUUUAGCAACCGUCGUGCAAGAUGGAGGAAGCAGGCAGGAGCCAACCAGCUGAUGGCCUUCAAUCACCUCAUCCCUGGGGCAUUUCCCCCAACGGCUAUGCCAGCUUUACCAACUUACCAAUUAACAGAGUCUUCUUACCAGCCCACAUCCAUACCACAAGCUGUUUCGGAUCCCAGCGGUACCCUUCACAGACCCCAGCCUCUCCCUCCAAGCACUGUUCACCAAAGCAGCCUUCCUUCCAAUCCGGACAGCAGUUCGGCAUAUUGCCUGCCCAGCGGCCGCCAUGGAUUUUCCAGCUACACAGACAGCUUUGUGCCCCCAUCCGGCCCUUCCAACCCCAUGAACCCCAGCAUUGGCAACGGCCUUUCACCUCAGGUUAUGGGUCUCCUGACAAACCAUGGCGGAGUUCCUCAUCAGCCUCAAACGGACUACGCGUUAUCUCCUUUGACUGGCGGUCUGGAACCCACCACUGCUGUAUCAGCAAGCUGCAGCCAGAGACUAGAACACAUGAAGGGUUUGGAUAGUCUGUCAACAUCACAGUCCUAUUGCCCACCAACCUACAGCACAUCAGGGUAUAGCAUGGAGCCAGUUACAGGAUAUCAGUACGGACAGUAUGGGCAGAGUGCCUUUCAUUAUCUGAAGCCAGAUAUUGCAUAAAGGAACUGUUCCUCAAGACAUGAUACGCUCAUACGUUUGGAUAGGAAGGGGGAUCUCAACAGCUCACCGGCCCAUUUGGGGUUCAGCUGCAAGACAAAACAACAAAUAUUUCUCCCUCGCUUUGCCAAGAGUGGAGUAUGUUUCACGGGAGAUGCUUCAAUGCAAGAGUUUGUUUAGUGCAGCGUUGGAUGUACAGUGCUUUUGCUAAAUGGACAUAUGUGACUCCAGGGACUGAUAAAACAUUCCAAAUGCUGAAACAACAAACUGUUUACAACCUAACAGAGGUCGGAUCUUAGCAAGUGGACAACGACCAUGGCCCUCACUAACGGCUUCAUACAAAUUCAUUUAAAAGACAUAAGUGAGUCAGGGAAUGGUUUCAAUGAGUUUCCUCUAAUCACCUGUUCCAGAUACCAACUAUGGAGGCGUUUUCCACAUAGCACGCGGACAUGAAAUAGAAAGUGAUCAGUGGAUAGAUUUUUUUGUGCUUUAAAUUGUGACCAGUUGUGUUAAAAAUUUCGUUGUGGAAUAGCUCGAUUUGACAAAUUACAUUCCAUUUCUUUGUUUAAUCGCAUUCAACAAGUCCUUACAAUAGUCAGUACUUAACAGUGGCAUAAGCGAACUAGCAUUUGUUUUAUGUUUAUAGAAAACGAACACCCAGAAUUUGGGAAAGUUUGUUUGCUGUGGAAAAAACGCAUAGUUGAGCGAGGAACACCCAAUGCCAAAUUUGGACUCAAAAGAUACUGAUUUUAUGGCUGUCAAUCAACGUGCAAUACCAUGCCUCACUUCGACUGUGGGAACACCUCUUGGCCACGGCUCAUGAAUACAAUAGACUUUCACAUUUCUUCCGCAAUUAUUUUUCAUUUUGAAAGAACUCUGUUGAGCUUGGUUAGACAUUAUUUUAUAUAUGAAAGAAAGCAACACUUUGUAUUUUAAGGCAAACACAUUCCGCCAUUUAGUCUGUUCUGUUUACCAGUGAGAUACCUUGAAGAUUAAUUUGUUAGACGUAAGUCAAAUGUUCAGAGAGUCAUCGUCUAGAAAUCUUAACAUGACUAAUUUCUGGAGGGUAAAACAUUAUGGGGUGGUUCCAAAGUCUUCAUUUGGGGUUGAUGUAUAUAUCAACAACAUGCGUCCUACCUAAGACAAUGGUUCUUUGGCUCCUUUAAUAUACUGGAGGAAACCUCCAAUAAAAUGGAGAUUCUCCUGCAAUGAGGGUGUUGAAAAUGUGUUCCAUGAUAUGUGAGGGGGUGGGAAAUUACAGUCUAUGUUAUUUAUUUCGUUGUUUUCAAGAGACGUGAGAUAGGGUGCAAAAAUACAUUCCUUCAAUAAUUUUGUUUAAUAAAUUAGGGUAUUUAGAUAGUAUAGUUAGUAAUGAGAUCGGCUUUCGUCUUAGAGGUGAUGGAAGAAGUUACAUUUUAUCUGUUCUUAGCCGCUUCUACCGGCAACAGAUGCUGCAAUAUGUUUCAUGUAAAAAGUGCAGUAAAUAAUUACUAUUUAUAAUAAAUACUUGCAAAGCAA